AUGGCAUUAGUUGGCUUGUUGAUCCUCUGCUUUGUGAUUAGCUUUGAUAUGUCCCACUCUUGCCGGAACGCUGAUGACUUUGUGGGUGCCAGUUCUCCUGGGGACAUUGUUAUUGGAGCUCUAUUUGCAGUUCAUAGGAAAAUGCUACAUCCAGAUGAAUACUCCAUAAGACCAGUGUUUCAGAAUUGUGUUGGUUUUGAAAUUCAGGUGUUUCUUCAGACCCUAGCAAUGAUACAUGCUAUUGAAAUGAUCAACAAUUCAACACUAUUGUCUGGAAUUACACUGGGCUAUGAAAUCUAUGACACUUGUGCAGAAGUUACAAAAGCCAUGGGAGCAGCUGUGAGGUUCCUGUCUAAGUUCAACACGUCCAAGAAUGAGGUUGAAUUCAAGUGCAACUAUUCUGACUAUACACCACGUGUUAAAGCCGUCAUUGGAGCCAGCUACUCUGAAGUAACAAUGUCAGUUUCAAGGCUACUGAAUUUGCAACUAAUCCCACAGGUGAGUCAGGCAUCCUCUGCUGAAAUCCUCAGUGACAAAAUCCGAUUUCCUUCCUUUCUACGUACUGUGCCUAGUGAUUUCUAUCAGACAAGAGCAAUGGCCCGCUUGAUCCACAUGUCUGGGUGGAAUUGGAUUGGAAUCAUAGCCACUGAUGAUGAUUAUGGGCGCUUUGCUUUGGAGAGCUUUGGGAUACAGGCCAUGGCGAACAAUGUCUGUAUUGCUUAUAAAGUGAUGUUACCAGCCUUUCUCUCUGAUAGCACCAUUAAUGCCAAAGUUAAUCAAGCAUUUGAGAAGAUUAUCAAAGAAACCAGGGUAAAUGUAAUUGUUGUUUUUAUGAGACAAUUCCAUGUGAUGAAACUAUUUCAAAAAGCCAUUGAGAGGAAUAUAAAUAAAGUCUGGAUUGCAAGUGAUAACUGGUCAGCUGCUGUCAAGGUUAGCAUGAUUCCCUACAUCAAGCGCCUUGGAACAGUAGUAGGAUUUGCAUUCAAAAGUGGAAACGUAUCUACAUUCCAUGACUUCUUGAAAACUCUGCAUGCAAAGCCCAUGGAAAAUAACAAGUUUCUAAAUGAAUACAUGCUACUUUUGUCUGCCUGUGCCCAUGUAAAGGACCAGGAAUUGAAUAAUUGCAUUUCAAAUUGCACCCAGGAGAGUUUAAUGUACAAGGCUGGAGAAAACAAUCAAACCUUGAAAGAUGAUUUUCUGAUUGCCAACAUUGAGCCUGGAUUUAUCCACAGUACUAUGCUGGCAGUCCAAACUAUUGCAUAUGCCAUUCGAGAGCAGUGCCAGGACAGGAACUGCAAAAAUCCCUUUGCUUUUGCUCCCUGGGAGCUUCUUGAAAAACUGAAGAAAGUCAAAAUAACUGACAGUGAAAAAGAAGUUCAUUUUGAUGUCAAAGGAGACAUGAACACUGGGUAUGAUGUGCUCCUCUGGAAGGAAAUCAAUGGGCAGAUGGAGAUCACCAAUAUGGCUCAAUAUGACCUGCAGAAAGAUUAUUUUAUCUUCCCAGAUGAAGAGAAAAAAACUGAAUUUGUGAAUUUAAAGAAAUUUCGGUCAAAAUGUUCCCAGGAAUGCAGGCCAGGGCAAGUGAAGAAGGUUACAGCAAGUCCACAUACAUGCUGCUAUGAGUGUGUGUAUUGCCCAGAGAACCAUUACAGCAAUCAGACAGAUAUGGAUCACUGCUAUCUAUGCAACAACAAAACUCAUUGGUCUCCUGUGAACAGUACUAGAUGCCACAAAAAGACAGUACAGUACCUCAGCUGGAAUGACUGGUUUGCUGUUUUGCUACUAAUCCUCUCUGGACUUGGGGUUGUUUUGAUUGUUAUAAUUAGUGCAAUAUUUACUAGAUACCUGGACACUCCAGUAGUAAAGGCAUCAGGUGGUUUAGUGAUCUGCUACGUUAUACUCCUCUGCCACUUCUUCAUUUUUUUUAGCACUGGCUUUUUCAUUGGUGAACCAAGGGAAUUCAAAUGUAAAACAAGACAAGCUCUCUUUGGCAUAAGUUUUGUCCUCUGCAUCUCUUGCAUUUUAAUGAAGUCACUUAAAAUUUUACUGGCCUUCAGCUUUGAUCCCAAGAUUCAGAAUUUCCUGAAGUCUCUCUACAAGCCUAUUCCCAUAGCAGUGACCUGCACUGGAAUUCAAGUUAUUAUUUGCACUUUCUGGGUAAUAUUUAGAAGCCCUUUUGUUGAACAAAAUUUUUCCAUUCGAGAAGUUAUUAUACUGGAAUGUAAUGAGGGUUCUAUUGUGGCUUUAGGAAUCAUGUUAGGUUAUAUAGCGACUCUGGCUUUUAUUUGCUUCAUAUUUGCUUUUAAAGGUAGGAAACUACCAGAGAAUUACAAUGAAGCUAAAUUCAUAACCUUUGGCAUGCUCAUUUAUUUCAUAGCAUGGAUUAUAUUUAUCCCUGUCUACACAACUACGUUUGGCAAAUACCUGCCUGCUGUUGAGAUCAUUGUUAUUUUAAUAUCAAACUAUGGAAUUCUCUGCUGCACCUUCCUUCCCAAAUGUUAUAUCAUACUGUAUAAGCAAGAAGCAAACACCAAAUCUGCUUUUCUCAAAAUGAUUUACAGCUAUUCUUCCAAGAGUGCAGGCAGCCUUACUGUUAGCCAGAUUUCUUUGGAGACCAAGUGUCCAGUCCCACAGUUUCCAAUCACAAACUCUUGUUGUAAAUCAGAAAAAAUCUCUGUGAAUGGCAGCUGCCAUUUUCAGAUGCCUGGGCAGAGAUUAAUAAGAGGGAAAUUAUCUCCAAAAAAUGUAGCUGGGAUAACACCCAGGAAGAGGUUGUCUAGCAUUUGA
This is a messenger RNA of Gavialis gangeticus (Gharial), 2787 nucleotides long. RefSeq names its product G protein-coupled receptor class C group 6 member A (gene GPRC6A). Bases 1 to 2787 code for a protein of 928 amino acids. The record is from RefSeq and is a predicted model, not a curated record. Gene Ontology annotation, molecular function: G protein-coupled receptor activity. The transcript has 6 exons. Gene Ontology annotation, cellular component: membrane. Gene Ontology annotation, biological process: G protein-coupled receptor signaling pathway. NCBI's taxonomy places the organism in Eukaryota, Metazoa, Chordata, Crocodylia, Gavialidae.